Molecule: messenger RNA, 1344 nt
Organism: Cryptococcus wingfieldii CBS 7118
Lineage: Eukaryota; Fungi; Basidiomycota; Tremellomycetes; Tremellales; Cryptococcaceae
Exons: 3
Coding region: 1-1344 (447 amino acids)
Source: RefSeq, a predicted model, not a curated record
AUGCCCCUUCGCCGAAACUACUAUCGCGCACCAUCGCUCGACAGCGAGGACGACGAUUACGAGCCCCUACAAAGCAUCCAAAACCGCCAGCGCCACCCUGCCCGCCGCAUCCAGCCCCCCUCUCGAGCAAACCCCCCGACAGCCGCCAGUAGACCUUCAGCCAUCUCCAGCUCCCGCUCAAUCUCGCAUGGGAUACCCUCGGCGCCAGCACAAGCCGCGCCAGGGCCCUCCAGGCCAGCAGAAGGAGGACCCCCGCCACAGAUCUCUGGAAGACCAAACGUUCCUGAAGAUGAACCUGUGUCUUCGAGAGAUCGAUAUGCAGUCGCGAGAAGAAGACUGAGGAGACGGGUGGAAGACGACGAGGAUGUGGUGUAUACCGGGUCAUCGGGAGCAGAAGACGGCCAGGCGCUAGCAGGACCAUCUAGGCCGCGUAACAGAGCCCCCAAUCAUCAUAUCCAGCGCUUGAACGCCGCUCUCGACGCCCGGCCCAGACGCGAUCCCGACGCAGACCGCCGCCAGUCCCUCUCUAACGACUCUGACCUUGAGGACGAGAUCGACCUCCCUCCUGCCCGCCCCCGUAUCGGCCUAGGUGGCGCCGUCUUUCGACGUGGAGGUGCUCGCAGACAGUUCGUCCUCGGUCGUCCCCCUACUUCCCCUCCACAACAGCACGGUCAAGACGCUAUGGCUGCACCUGGUCAACAAUUUUUCUUGGGAGGCAACAAUGUGGGGCAUUUCAUGAUGAACGCGCUCGGCGCCGGGAUGGGAUUCCACAUUGGGCUGGGAGGUGUAGGUAUAGCUUUCGGAGGGGCGGGGCCUGCUAGAGCAGAGGCAGAUAUCGAAACAAUCCUGAGAAGCGUCGAGGUGCCCAAGUACCCUGCGCCAACAGCGGGGUUCGUGGCCAACUUUGAUAUGGAAGAGGCGCAGUCCAAGCAGGCAAUUGAAAUCGAUGACAAUGGGGUAGUCAAGAAGAAACGGAAACAACCCAUCCUCGUCUGCGCCAAGUGCAAAGACCCGCUGCUCAUCUCUGAAGCCUACCGCACCCCCGCCGACAGAAUCUGGGCUCUCCGCUGUGGUCACAUCAUCGACCAAAAGUGCCUCGACGAGAUUCAGGCCCCGAGGUCCAUCAUGGAGAUGGCGAGCGUGGACAAGCAUCCGGACGUGUUGGAUGAGCAGCCGGCGAAGAGGAGGAAGGGCGUGCGCAAGGCGAAGGAGCAGGAGAAGCCGGCGGACGAGUAUACGUGGAAGUGUCCGGUGGAGGGCUGUGGGAAGCGGCACAUGAGCAAGGAUAUAGGCGGGUCAUGGGUGAUGGGUGAGGGAGAAGGGGCGCUGCAGGUGUACGCUUGA